UUGCAUUCAUACACGGUCGCUCGCACACACACAUCAUUUACGUGGGCGUUCAAGUAUUGUCAUUCAAAUCAUCUGUUUCGUGAAUCGUUGUAUAUUUUUGUAUAUAAACUUAAUUUAUUCCCAAUUUAUUUAUCGAAAAGCGUUAUGAUAGUUUGAGGCUGUUGUUUGAGUGUAUCAAAUAGUGAUGUUUGUUUAAUUUUGUUUUAUAUUCGCGUGACGUCAUUGUUUUCGACUGCCAGUAGUAACGACGCAGUUGCAUUUUUGUAGUUAAAAUGGAGUUAAAAUGAGGAUUUUUCUCGUAAACAAGCUGACAACAAGUGAAUAUGUCGGCGGAGUCCCCGCGCCACGUGCGCUCGGGCGGGCCGCUCACGGUGCCGUCGCAGCCGCCGAGCGACCGCAGCAUCAUCGACGCGGUGUCCGGCUUCAUCAAUGACGUCACACUCUCCUCCUCGUCAUCCGUUGACCCCAAGGAUGUUAUACAAUGGGCGAGGUUCGAAACAGCCGACAUCAACGAGCCCACGCCGGAAGGGGACAGCGACAACGACAUAUCCCCGCUCCUGCUCAUCCUCGGCUACGGCGCGGGGGUGCAGGUGUGGCUGGUGCCGCCCAGCGGGGAGGCGCAGGAGGUGCUCUCCUGGCGCCAGGGCACAGUGAGGGUGCUCCGUAUACUGCCCACUCCGCAGCGCGGCGACUGCUUUGCAUCGAAGAGGCCCCUCAUCGCCCUGUGCGACUCCGCCAGCCCAGGACCUACGUUUUGCGCUCUCAGUUUCAUUUCCAUCCGGGGAGGAGAACAGGUGAAGAGCAUAAAAUUCAAGAACCCCAUACUGGACGUUUUGGCGAACAAACGUUCGGUGGUGGUGGCGUUUUCGGAACGAUUCGCCGUGUUCGACGCGGCCACGCUCGAGGACCGCAUGACUGUUACCACGUGCUAUCCGUGCCCGUGCCCGCUUGGGGGCAGCAAUCCCGUCAACCCGCUGUCUCUGGGCGACCGCUGGCUAGCCUACGCUGACAAGAAGCUUAACCAGUCCAAGAGAAGCAGCGGGGGAUGCGAAGGCGAAGGCGUAACCAGCUACACGGCCACGGUGCUGCACGCGGCAAAGUCACCGAGCAAGGGGCUCCGCGGGCUCGGCGAGAGCGUGGCCCACAGCCUGGCCGGGGGGCGCAGCACCUCGCAGUCCCCAUCGCCACCUAACACAGACACGCAGCAGCCCGGCGUCGUCACCAUACUGGACAUCGAGGGCAUAGAAGAAGAAGAAGGCCAAGACGCCGAGGAGCCGAGCGACCCGAUCGUGGCUCACUUCAUAGCGCACUCGGAAGCGAUCAUCGCGCUGAAGUUCGACUCGAGUGGCAUGCUGCUAGUGACGGCAGACCGACGCGGACACGACUUCCACGUGUUCAGAAUCAACCCCCACCCGUGCGGACCCAGCCUGGCCUCGGUGCAUCACCUGUACAUACUGCAUAGGGGAGACACCACGGCUAAAGUGCAGGACAUAGCAAUAUCGUCAGACUCUCGCUGGACGGCGAUCUCGACUCUACGCGGCACUACCCACGUGUUCGCCAUCAGUCCAUACGGUGGCGCGUGUGGUGUGCGCACACACACGCAGCCACGUGUUGUCAACAGACUGUCGAGGUUCCACCGCUCGGCGGGGCUGCCCAUUGUGCCGGUCCACGCACAGUCGCCGCCGGCCAGGUCUUCUGGGAGUCCGGUAAGUUGUAUGCUAGUCGCUUUCCAGGGUCUAACAGCAACUUCUAUGGAAUACUAUAGAGGCGCGUGUGGUGUGCGGACACAUACGCAGCCACGUGUAGUCAAUAGACCGUCGAGGUUCCACCGCUCGGCGGGGCUGCCCAUAGUGCCGGUCCACGCACAGUCGCCGCCGGCCAGGCCUUCUGGGAGCCCGGUGGGCGACGGCUUGACGCACGGCGCGUGGUUCCCCAACCCGCGGCUGCCGCCGUACCCGCAGCCCACCACGGCGGCGCCGCUCGCGCAGCUGCGGCCCACCGCCAACCUGCCCACGCAUACCAUCACCAGGACCAGCUCAGGUCGGCAGCGGCUAUCAUCCCUAUCAGAGGACAGCAACAGCGCACCCUUACUAGCUCGCGCCCGCUUCGGGCUCGGCUCGGGCGCGCCGUCCGCCACGCCGCUGUACCUCGUCACCGCCAGCGGCACGCUGCUGCACCUGCUGCUGCACCCGCGCCCCGUGGCCAGUGUGCCAAAAGAGAAGAUCUGCGACGAGUCGCCCAUCGAGGUGACGGUGGAGCCGGUGUCGCAGUGGGCGCUGCAGCGGCCGCCUGCUGCUCCUGAUCUUUUAGCGCCGCUGCCACCUGCCAAUCCUUUGUUGAGGCACCUCCACCUGGCUGCCACGAAAUGCGGCGACGUAUGCAUGAGCGAGGAAGAGCGCUGGCUCUCGCAAGUGGAAAUCGUGACGCACGCCGGUCCGCACCGCCGGCUGUGGAUGGGCCCGCAGUUCGUCUUCAAGACCUACAACUGCACCGGGUCCAACUCGUCUCUCUCUGAAGCGGAGACGGUGGAGGUGGAGACGACGGCGCCGCGCGGCGUGGCGCGCUCCAACCCCGUCAAUAUGCCGGGAGUGCGACCCAUCGUGCCGGUGCUCAUCGACUCCGGCUCUGCUAGUUCAGUAGAACACUCCCCAUCCGACGGGUUCCGUCGCAAGUCGCUGCUGGCGGACGCGGGCCGAGCACCCUCCCUAUGCGACGUACAACUUAAGGAGGACCUCGCUGAAGCCAUGAAGGAGGAUCACGGCUGGCUGACCGCCCGGCCGGAGGAGGCGCGGGGCGGGACGGGCGGGGGAGGCGGCGUGGCGCGCGCCGUGGACCCGCUCGGGACCGUGGUGCGCGCGCCCGAUCCGCCCGCCGUCCGCGCGCCGUCCGAUCCCGAUGCGCACACGCGGGCCAACCGCGACGAGGCCACGUUCCGGCCGGUGGUGCGCGCGCCCGCCGCGCUGCCGCCGCCCGCGCUGCUGCUGCGCCCGCUGCCGCUGCCGGUCACCACCACCAUACCGGUGGAGCCGCUAGAGCAGCCGCCCGAGCCGCGCCCGCAGCCCGCUCAAGACCUGCUCGCGCGCGUCGUCAUCCCCGCCGCCCUCAGCGGCCGUCUGCCGCCCAGCCCGCCGCCCCCCGAAGGGGACGACCUCAGUUUUAAGCUCAGCGAUCUCAGCUCGGACGACCGCCCGCCGCUCGACGACUGUCCCCCGCCUCUGAGACGAGAGAUCGCCCCGGAACCUCUUCAGGUUCAGCACGCACGCAGCGCCACCCCCUCGAAAGUCGUCGCGGAACCGCCGCCGGUCCAGACCGCUCGACGGAGUCUGACCCCUUCGAGAGUCGUCUCGGAACAGCCCCCGAUCCAGGCCGACGCUCGACGCAGCCCCACUCCCUUGAAGGUAGUCCAGGAACCCCCGUCGGUCCAAACGGAACAACAGAGCAGCCCUCCUCCUCCGGAAGUCAUCCUGAAACCCCCCUCGGUCCAGGCCGAUCGUCGACGUAGCCCGCCCUCCGCGGAGGUCGUCCCGGAAAUUCCCCCGGUCCAGACAAAUCGACGACGCCGAGAACCUAGAAUCGCCCCGAUCUGGCGCGACGAGGAGAUCAAGACCGAGGACCAGGCUUGGGACAUGCUCCUGACGGAACCCGAGAAACCGCCCCCUCCCCCCGUCGUUGAAUCCUUGCCGGUGGAAAAGAUUCCCGAAGACCCGAAGCCGAAGUCGAAAAGAAACCGUAAAGGUAAAAAAGCACAGGAUGAGGUCCAGACGAAGGCUGAGGAGGACAGUUUUGUGGAAAUACACGCGAUCGAGGAGAAACCUCAGCCCUCCAGCGGAGACUUGGUGUCCAUUUCGUCUCCGUUUGAGGACGUGGAGCCGUGUGGUUCCUACGUUGCCAAAAGUAAGAAAACAUGCGCCUCCAAAAGUUUGACGCCCGAUAAAACUGCGGUCGAGCCCCAAAAAAAUGUAGCCGAAGCAAAAAUUCAGGACGAGUUCGAUCAGGACUUCGGUGUGUCUAAAAGCUUCAGUAAAAUUGAGAGUAACCUGUGCGAGAUGGAGUCGUGGGCCCAGUUGACGAUGAAGCAGAAACCGUUGGAUGUCAUUAAAGAAAAAUCUAAAUCCAACACUAUUGUCGUCACGCGUCCCGAGGAGGCGGAAGAUGAAUGUUUUAGUAAGUGUAAGGAAUCACCCAAAUCGAGGAAAAGCAAAUCCUUGUCGCCUUAUCUAGAGUGCCGUAAGUCGAACGAAAAGGUUCCGGAGACGGAUGUGAAAGACGUAUACGUUAUCGACUCCACUAAAGAAGAGUUCCCCGAUAUUCAGAUAACCAGAGGUACAAAGUCGCGUAAGAAGUCUCCCCAACCUAUUGAAACGAAGACCGAGGAAAAACCUGUCUUCGUGGAAAAACCCGCUGCAGUCGUCGAGAAACCUAUUAAAUCGUGGAGCUCCAUAGCCGCUUCCAAAAGUACUAAGAAGUCUGACGACUUCGAAUUGACAGCUGAACUUGUGGAUGCGAAAAUUGAAAAGACUAAUGUAGAUGAUAAAAAAUUAGAGAGAGAUAAGUUGAGCGAAUUUAGUGAUAUUGUGUGUAUGAGAGGUGACAAAGAGUCUUCCAAAGAGGUGUCAUUGCACGAGAAGUUGUACGAGUUGUGUAAGAGGACGGACAUCGUGGUGGCUGAGUGCGACACUCCGGCCGAGCUGCACUUCGUGGAGGAGCACCACGCCGUGCUUCACGACCUGCCUCCGCUGGAGCCCUUGGACUUCGCCCUCGACGACUUCAAACUAGAAGUCAUGCGCGACAGCCUGCUAGAAGUCAACGAAGCCAAGCUCACCAGCCCGAUCUGCAAAAUCAACAUCGAUGACAUACUUUCGUCGAUCAAAGAGACCACCAGCAAGGUGAUCGAAUCCAGCACCUUCAACCUGAUAGACCUAGAAAAGGUUCCAGCGAGGAAGGAGAAAGGGUUCAGUGUGAUCGAGGGCCAUAAAAUAACGAGCCAAGAGAUCAAGAUCGACGAUGAGCUCAAAGCGGAUGACAGGGAGGCAGAGAUUAUGGAGAAGUCCUCGGACGAUGACAACACGUCCCCCGUGGUGUCCACUGACAGCGACAAGGAAGACAAGAAGAUGAGUGCGUCUAAUAAAACUACACUGCCAUCGACUAAGAAAGUAGCUAAAGCUAAGAAUUCGCGCCGAAAGAAGAAGUAAUUAAUAUCGGAAAAAUGUGUUCAAAAAUAAUUUUACUUAUUAAAUGUUUCAUAUGUUGCUAUGUUAUUCGAAACGAUCGUGAUUAGCUAUAAAAUAUUUGCUGCUAUUAUUAUUAUUAUUUAGUUAGUACUGCAAUUAUAAAUUGAAAUGCACAUGUAAAAGACAAAAAAAAAUUAAAUAAGUUGGAUUGUGAAAGAUUUGUUGCUUUGAGCCUAAAUUCGUGAGGUGAAAUAUUAACAAGUCUUUUUAAUACUUCAAAUUUUGACAAGUUAGUGGUAUUAAUUCUGUCUUAGAGAAAAAAAAACAUAAAAAUAUAAAAACUUAGUAAAAUAACAAAAAUAAUUUCGGUUUACAUAUUUUGUGAUGAUAUUGAAUAAAAGGUACAAAAAUAUUCGUACAUAUUGUAAAAAAAAGAAAAAGUCGAAGUACCAUCACAAAAUAUGUGAGGCUUUCGUUCAUCAGUGCUCUAUAGUACUUAUCUUUAUUUAGUUACAAUUCGUAUUUAGUUUAGUAGUAACACUACGGCCAACCAUACGCACUUUAGUUUUGCGACGCAGCUUCCUGGCCAGUAAUAUUAUAAUCUAUCAAUACCUCAAGCGUUAUGUAAGCUAAGUUGUAGACAAUAUUACUGUGGCAAUAGAAUCUCCUAAUAUAUUAUAAUUUAAUUAAUAAUUAAAAUCAUAGCUUCAAUUUCUAAUUUAAUUUCUAAUGAAACAUCAUUUGACUAGAUGUUUUCUCUCUUUCAUAGUUUCUUAAUUAAUUAAUUAGCAAUAAAAUUAAAAAACUAACCACUGACUUUGAAAAUAGCUUUGAAGUCUCAUACAAAUGAGAAAUAACUUUGUAUUCGGUGAGCAAUGAUGAGCAUUUUAUCAGAAACUGAAUUUGAUGUAACUACAAUGUUACAAAAAAAAAAUCAUUCAAGGGAAUUCUUUCGCGUAUCCAUUAGUGCUGUUUUAAAAUGCUCGUCAAAGCAAGGGAAAGUUGCAACAUUAAAAAAAACAUUGACGUAGGAAACAAUUUGGUUUACAAUUAAUUUGGCAAAUAUUUUACUAUAAGUUAAAAUAUAUUUUAUCACCGGUUAAUGUAUUAUAUGUACAAUACUCACAUUGACAGCGAUUUAAUUUAUUAAGCUUAUAUCGCAACGCAUUGGCUUGGCGUUGCAUUUGCCUUCACGUGACCCUGCAAUCACUCCAUAAAUAUGAUUGAAAAUUUCCAAUAACAUCUUAUUUCUAUUGACCUUAAAAGAAAGAAAAUGAUAACACACUGGUAGUUUGUACAUUACGUUGCAUUCGAAAUAUUUCUCGGCAAUUUUUCCGAUAUUACUUAAAAUCUUAACGAAUUCCACAAAAACCGUUAUGAGGUUAAAGAUGACUCCCUAAAAUGCUGUUCAUAACUUCAGUAUUAUGUUAUUUUAAUAGUUAAAUAUUGGUGAAUGCUGAAUUCGACAUAGUCGCCGGUAUGUAAUACCUUCUUUGAUCCUCGGCUGUCGUAUGUACAAAUAACAACUAUGUAAUGUUAUUAACAAGUAUUAUUUUAAGUGGUAUGAAUUAUAAUAAUUAUUUUAGUUGUAAUUGUGUUGAAUCAUGACAAAUCUUUAUUUUUUCUAUGUAAUUUACAAUAUGUACUUCAAGUUUAUUCACAAUAAACUGUGUAGGAAAAUGGUUACGUUGGUGCAUAAUAUUUAUUAACUUUUUAUUUUGGUGAUAAUUAGGUAGUUUAUUUAUUGACUAUAAAACAUACAUUGUAUGUAAGUACAUACAUUUUAUACUAAGACAAAUAAUAAUUUAUUAUUAUAUUCGAAGAAGUUGUUAACCUCGAACCAGAUUCGGCUUUAUUAUUAUUAUUUUUGGGACUAUAAUUGUUUGGGCUUAAUUUUUUAAUUGUUAUAUGUAUUUCCACUAUACAAAGCUACUGAAGUCGCUGAAGUAUUUUAAAAAGCAAUAUGAAUUUAAUGAGGUUUUCGUAUAAUUUUUGCAAAUGUAUUGAUAAUUUACUCGAAAAAACUGUACAGUAACCCUCCGGGUUUUGUUCGUCAACGGACAUUUUAAGUGAUUGUCUUAUUAACUUAAGUAUACACGAUCGACAAUGCCCCAUAACAUUUGUUUCAUGUUCAUAAAAUUGUUAAGUGCCUACUCAUAUCGAGAUCAAGUAAAAAGUAUAAGUGCAUUACAAAAAACACACUGUCAUUACAAUUAAUAAUCGUCAAAUAAUAAUAACUCAUAUCAUAAAUUAGAUUACAUUUGGUGUAUUAGAAGCGAUAAAAUUUAAGGAAGUUAACAAACACUUUGGACUCACUCGAAACCAAAAAGUAGAGUAUGUGAUUUUACAUAAUCUUUUGAUCUCCACAUUCGGGAAUGCAUGGGCUUUCUUCGCGUAGUUAUGAGGUUGUUCUUGCUUCGGCCGGCGCAUCGUUUCGGAGGCUUUCGGCGUCGAAUGACAAGAGUCCACAACGGUUUUUAGGAUAGAUCAAUUGACUGCACCAAACUAAAGCUAUAUUGAAAGGUUCUAUAGAUGUUUUAACGUAACAUUCUUUACAAUUAGAGUUAAAAUGGCGAAAUUGUAAUGUUCAAU
Messenger RNA from Ostrinia furnacalis (Asian corn borer), 7763 nucleotides. RefSeq lists its product as uncharacterized. The coding region runs from base 324 to 5192 and encodes 1622 amino acids. Gene Ontology annotation, biological process: autophagy; response to starvation. The transcript has 17 exons. The record is from RefSeq and is a predicted model, not a curated record. Gene Ontology annotation, cellular component: cytoplasm. Gene Ontology annotation, molecular function: protein binding. Lineage: Eukaryota; Metazoa; Arthropoda; Insecta; Lepidoptera; Crambidae.